Molecule: messenger RNA, 1991 nt
Organism: Pelodiscus sinensis (Chinese soft-shelled turtle)
Lineage: Eukaryota; Metazoa; Chordata; Testudines; Trionychidae
Source: RefSeq, a predicted model, not a curated record
CACAAGGCUGAAAUAGGCUGAUACCUGCACUAACAUUAAAUCCACACCCACAUGUCUUAAAGGUGAAGCUUUAAGAUGUAUGCACAUUAUUUUCCAAUAUGCAAAUUAACCAUUUUGAUUUAAAAAUUAAUAGGUAAAAGUUCCUUAAUUUUCUCAUUAGCUGGUGGCAACUCUAGAACAAGGAUCAUUUCUAAGCCAAACUGAGCGAAUGGUCCCAAUAUUAUCCCCCAUGGCUCACCACUCCCCAUGCUCACUAUCUUUCAUUAAAGCUGAUGUGCGGUCAGUUACUGUGGCCAAGACUGACAGUCAAAUGGCAGCCAGCAGAAAGAGAGAUAACAUACAGCCAGGUAUGACUGAGACCAUUCCAUGGCAGAUGUCCCAGUGUUCUACUCAAACCCCAGUUACACAAGUACCAAGAUAAUUCCAGUAAAUCAGAUGGUCCAGACAUUCCAUCUACCAAACUUUUUAAAGGAAGGAGCUGCAAAUAACAUUUCCAUACUGAAUGGUUUUUCACUGGCAAUUAUGGGGUUAAGCUAGACAUCAUGAGUUAGGGAGAGGAGUUACAACCUGUAGCAAACAGACAUUUUAAACAAAAGCCGAUCAUUCAGUUUGCAGACACAGCUGCUUUCUCCUGCAUUCUUUCCAUAUUUUUUUAAUUCCUUCCUUGCACAAAAUCUAUUACCAAAAAAAUGAUUCUGGAAGAUCCAGUUGUCUUACUGCUGCUGUUUGCUGUCACUUUUAUUUCUAUUUUCACUGUGAAAAGGGGGUGGAGUAAGAGAACCUGCCUCAAUUACCCCCCAGGACCGAGACCUCUACCCGUCCUUGGAAAUCUACACCAGCUGAACCUGAAGAGACCGUACCGAACUUUGCUUGAGCUGUCUGAGAAAUAUGGCCCAGUCUUCAGCAUUCAGAUGGGACCAAAGAAAAUGGUGGUGCUGUCAGGAUAUAAGAUGGUGAAGGAGGCUCUUGUGAACCAGGCAGAUGCAUUUGCAGAAAGGCCCAGAAUCCCAAUAUUUGAAAAGUUAGCAAGAGGAUAUGGUAUUAUUUUUGCUCACGGUGAAAACUGGAAAGCGAUGAGACGAUUCACUCUCACGACUCUCCGGGAUUUUGGGAUGGGCAAAAGGACCAUUGAAGACAAAAUCCUGGAAGAAUGUGAUUAUCUGAUACAGGAUUUUGAAUCCCACAAAGGAAGCCCCUUUGAUACCAUUAAAUUGAUGAAUGCUGGUGUUUCCAAUGUCAUUGUGUCGAUAAUGCUCGGACACCGGUUUGAUUACAAGGAUCCAAAUUUUCUGCGGCUUAUCCAUUUAAUUAAUGAAAUUGUCCGUCUUUCCGGGAGUCCUACAGUUACGCUGUUCAAUAUGUUUCCCGCCCUUGAGUUCCUACCAGGAAAUCACAAGACUUUCUUUAAAAAUCUGGAAGAACUCUACUCCUUUAUUCAGCAGACGUUCAUCGAACACCUGAAGCAAUUAGAUCCCAACGACCAGAGAAGUUUCGUUGAUGCCUUCCUCGUCAAACAGCAGGAGGAAAAAUCUAAUCCCAAUUCCCAUUUCAAAAAUGAGAAUUUGCGAACUUUGGUGAGCAAUCUGUUCACAGCUGGGAUGGAAACAACUUCCACCACACUCCGCUGGGGCCUUCUGCUUAUGAUGAAAUACCCAGACAUUCAGAAAAAAGUCCAUGAAGAAAUUGAAAGAGUUCUAGGAUCUGCCCGGCUUCGUUAUGAGCAUCGGAAACAAAUGCCAUAUACAGAUGCAGUCAUCCAUGAGAUUCAGAGGUUUGCUGAUAUCCUGCCAAUGAACUUGCCUCAUGAGACUACUGAGGAUGUUAGACUUAAUGGCUAUGUUAUUCCUAAAGUCGGAGGAUCUGUGCAGGUGAGACCCUAGCCAAAAUGGAACUCUUCCUCUUCUUUACAAGCCUCCUGCAGAGGUUCACUUUCCAUCCUCCUCCUGGACUUACCAGUUCAGAUCUCAGCCUCACUCCCGCAGUUGGCAUAA